Bipolaris victoriae FI3 is the source of this 630-nucleotide messenger RNA. RefSeq lists its product as hypothetical. Lineage: Eukaryota; Fungi; Ascomycota; Dothideomycetes; Pleosporales; Pleosporaceae. The coding region runs from base 1 to 630 and encodes 209 amino acids. The transcript has a single exon. The record is from RefSeq and is a predicted model, not a curated record.
AUGCCCUUCGACCGACGCCUCCUCCUAACCACAACCCUCUCCUUCCUCUCCGGCUUCACCCUGGGCUCUCUCUCCGCGGGGCACAUGGCCUCUUUACGUUUCCGGGCCGAAAACGCGCACCGCCUCCCCAUCUCCAACCCGGGCUGGUAUCUCUACCACAAAUCCAAAAACUACUACAAAUGGCGCUACGGCAUUGUCGAAGGGCUGCGCAAAGGAACGUAUAUAGCAGCGUGGAGUAUGGUGUUCUUUGUAGUAGAGGAGAGUCUGGAUGUUUUUAGGGGGACGUGGAGGGCCGGGAGGACGAUGAAGGAGAUGGAGGGUGUGGAUGAGUUGGACUUACGGAAGAUUGAAAGAGGAGUGAGUGGGAGUAGGGAUUUUGUUAGUAGUGCGCUUGCGGGAAUGGUGACGGGCGGGGUGUGGAGUGCGUGGCAUCAGUUUCCGGUUUCGACGGCUGCGAGGACGAUACGCUUGGGUUUGCUGGUUGGAUUGGGGUUUGGGCUUGGUCAGGAUGGCUUGGUUUGGGCAAAGGCGAGAUGGGGUGGGGGAAGGGAAAGUGAGAGUUGGAUUUAUAGGGGUGCGAGGAAUAGGAGGGUUGAGGAGGAGGUUAGGAUGAGUUUAGAGAAGGAUUGA